AUGUCGAACGGUGGUCUCCUCGGCGGUCUCUUGGGCGGUGUUGACAACGUCCUGACCGGAGGCGAGUCAGCAAACAACCAGGGUGGUCUCCUCGGUGGUGUCACCGGUGCCGUCGGCAAAACCACACAAGGUCUCGGCAACGGACUGAACGCGACCGGCCAAGGCCUCGGCAGCGCCGUCGGGGGAGUGACCCAGGGAGUUGGCGGUGCUGUCGGCCAGGUCGGUAGCGGCGUCGGCAGUGCCGUCUCGGGCGCUACUGGCGGCAACCAGCAGCAAGGAUUCAAGAAGUAUGGAAUCUAA
This is a messenger RNA of Truncatella angustata, 300 nucleotides long. RefSeq lists its product as uncharacterized. The coding region runs from base 1 to 300 and encodes 99 amino acids. Lineage: Eukaryota; Fungi; Ascomycota; Sordariomycetes; Amphisphaeriales; Sporocadaceae. The record is from RefSeq and is a predicted model, not a curated record. The transcript has a single exon.